UAAGUACUAGUGUACUACUACUCUACUUAACCAGUUAACCCAACUCCUGUGACAAACAAGCCCUUUCUUAUCAUCUCACAUUACCAAAAAAAAAAACACCAAAAAAGAUGAUUCAAGCGUUAAAUAUUCCAUACUCAUCAAAAACAGAUGAGAUUAUGUCAAGAUAUAGGCCCAUUGCACCAAAACCUGAGUUUCCUGCAUCUAAUUCUUCCACUAAUAAUAAUGCCAACAAUAACAACAACUAUGAUGUUCCUUUAGUUCCUGAGAAAUUCCGGCAAUCGCCUUAUUUGAGGAACAUAUGGUCUCAUCUUCAAGCCCGCCCUACUCGCACUCGAAAGCGAGGCGGCCGAAGCUCUAGCGGGAUAUCUCCUGCAACUGCGGCCGCCUUGCUUAGGAAACAACAACACCACCAACAUCAACAACAACAACAACAACAAGAACAGACUAAUAAUAUGGUAACUGCUAGUCCUACUUUCAUGGGUUUGUGCUCUCCUUCUCAAGCAUUUGCUAGACUAUACAUUGAUCCCAAUAACACCACCAACAAUAGUAAUAAUAGUAACAAUAGUAAUAAUGUGGUUGAGCUUCCUUUGUUGUCAUGUCCAAUGUUGAGUCAUGAGACAGUUGAUUUAAACAAGGUUGCUGUGGAGACGACCGUGCUGGAGGAGAGAGACUUACUGCUGCAGUUACAAGUCCCGAGCUGCAGCAGCGGUGGUAGAAGUGGUGGUAGUGGUGGUGGUAAUGGUAAUGUAAUAUCGCCGAGACCAGUUCGGCCUGUAGGGUCUAGCAUUAGCAUAGUGGGACAAAUCAGCGAGGAUUAUGAAUCUCAAGUAGUAGUAAAGGCACCUGAGGAAGUAGAGGCAGCCGCCGAGGCAGAGCUAUUACCAUCAAUAAUAUCAGACCGAAACAACAAGGUCCGGAUGGUUAACUCGGCAUAUAAGGAGCUAGUAGGGCAACCCGAAUGCGUAUGGCUCGAUUCGAUGUGUUCCGGGGGUAGGAUCAGUGGGGAGGUUAUGCUCCAAUUGUCCAAAUACUCUUCCGGGUUACCCGUUUCGAGUAACGGGUUCUCAUGUUGGGUUAGGAUUGAAUGGGAGAGUGAUGGGAAGAAAAUUUCAAUGAAUGCAUUUUGUGAAGUUGCAAGAUUAGCAUGUUUGUCUAAGGAUUAUCUUUUCUCUUGGAGGUUCCACACUAGAGAAGUCUCACCAUCUGCCUCUAAAGUUGUAUAAUUGUGUUUUUUAGUAGUGUACAUUUUUUUUUUUUUUGGAUAAGAUAAAGAUCGAGUGCACCUUUUUGAAGGCGAGUAAGAUUAAGAAUCUCUAAAGAUGAGGUUGGUGGGAUUCGAACAUGGGACUGCUGGUCCCUUUCUUGAGUUGUGUGCAUGGAUCAUGGAUGGGUGUAGUAUAUGAUAUGUAUUUUGUAGUACUAGUAAUUAGUAUAGUAGUAUAUAUAGACUUGUUAUUGGUAGAAUUAUAGGAGGAUAGAAACAUCACUGAUGUUUAUAAGCCAAGUGGUUUUGAUUUUAGAAUAUGGAAGUUUCUGCAGGUUGAAUAUUACAAGUGUUCCAAGAGGUAGAAUACAAAUAUGAGUAUUAAUAGUUA
This is a messenger RNA of Beta vulgaris subsp. vulgaris (sugar beet), 1595 nucleotides long. RefSeq lists its product as uncharacterized. The record is from RefSeq and is a predicted model, not a curated record. NCBI's taxonomy places the organism in Eukaryota, Viridiplantae, Streptophyta, Magnoliopsida, Caryophyllales, Amaranthaceae. Bases 108 to 1223 code for a protein of 371 amino acids. The transcript has a single exon.